Megalopta genalis is the source of this 1948-nucleotide messenger RNA. RefSeq names its product ras-related protein Rac1 (gene Rac1). The record is from RefSeq and is a predicted model, not a curated record. Gene Ontology annotation, biological process: small GTPase-mediated signal transduction. NCBI's taxonomy places the organism in Eukaryota, Metazoa, Arthropoda, Insecta, Hymenoptera, Halictidae. Gene Ontology annotation, molecular function: GTPase activity; GTP binding.
CUCUCUCUGUUCCACGACACUUCAAGUCCUUCUCUGUCUCUCUUAAUCUUUCGUGCUCUGUCGAAUCGAACUAGCCCCCUUCCUGCGAAUUUACGUGGAUAUUUCUACUUGUGAACGGUUCCCAACCUUCAGGAUGCAGGCCAUUAAGUGCGUUGUCGUAGGCGACGGAGCCGUAGGUAAAACAUGCCUUCUCAUAAGCUAUACUACCAAUGCCUUUCCCGGGGAGUAUAUCCCGACUGUGUUUGACAAUUAUUCUGCAAAUGUUAUGGUGGAUGGCAAACCGAUCAAUCUUGGUUUAUGGGACACAGCAGGCCAAGAAGAUUAUGACAGACUAAGACCAUUGUCGUACCCUCAGACAGAUGUCUUUUUGAUUUGUUUUUCUUUGGUCAACCCUGCCAGUUUUGAGAAUGUACGUGCUAAAUGGUAUCCAGAGGUGCGUCAUCAUUGUCCAGCCACUCCGAUUAUAUUAGUAGGGACUAAAUUAGAUUUGCGUGAAGACAAGGAAACAAUUGAACGAUUAAAAGAUAAGAAAUUGGCACCAAUCACAUAUCCCCAGGGUUUGACAAUGGCAAAAGAGAUUGGAGCAGUGAAGUAUUUAGAGUGUUCGGCUUUGACUCAAAAAGGAUUGAAAACAGUAUUUGAUGAAGCAAUCCGUGCUGUAUUGUGCCCAGUUCUGCAAAUGAAACCAAAACGCAGAUGUUUCCUCCUAUAAUAUUAAAUGUCCGACGACGGCGGAGCACGUAUAACUGUAUUACUUCUCCUCCGAUCGGACUUGAUUGCAGCAGAACAUCUAACUCUGAUAAAGGAAAAUGCUGUAUGGUCCAUCCCUCUACAAGCAUCUGCCAUAAAAGCGCACAAAUAAAUUUGUAUAAUGCGUAUAAAAAAGGUAAAAGAGAAAAUAUACGCAAUUUAAGUGUUUUGGACAUAGCUAAAUGUUCUGAACAGAGAAAGGAAGCCAAAUGAAAACUGAACUGAUAAUGUACAGUAUAUUAGAGUGUGUUAUUAAUAUUAGUUAUUACAUAUGAAACAUAAGGAAACAAACAUUACUAUGUAUGUGCGUUUGUGUGCACACUGAAUACUAAUCAAUUUAAUCGAAGAGGUAAACCAUUUUAUGCAAUUUUGCAUUGUAUAUUUUAGAUAAAAAAUGUUUAUCCAUUUUUAAAAGCUUUAGUAUAGGAAAAAAUUAAUAUAGCGUAAAUAUUAACAUUCAAAGUAUUAAAAUAUUGCACUUAUGUAAACAAUAAUUUGUUUAUCUUUUACGUUACUUUUCCAUAACAAGCAUUUUUCUCUGAUAAGUUGGUCUUUUCCAGCUAAUAAUUCCAUAUGGAGUCGAUUAGCUGUACAAAAAAUCUGUAUCUUUCGUGGUAAAUAUACAGUUGCAAAUCACAUAAAAUGACUUCUACCUUUAACUAAAUUGGUUGAUAUUACUAUAUACAUACCAUGGUAAAAGAUAGAUAGUCAUCUAAGUUUUAGAGGUGAGCAAUACAAGUGCGAUUUUAAUUCUCUGCCUCUUCACUGCGUUUUCAUGUUGCUGUAAUUGAUACGCACAACAUGGCAAAAGAAACAAAUUACAAAAAUUUAAUAUCGGAGGUGGGGAAAUUUCGUGUGCGUGAGUGUAUGUUUGAACGAGUGCACGUAAAAGCCAAGAGAGAAAGACGGAAGAAGGAAUUAUUCUAUAGCAAGUAAUUGUACAUAAAUGGUAAAAGUUCAAACUGUAUUCCUAUUACUAUCAUUUUACAUGUAUAAGCUGCUGAAUCUAAAUCGAACGUUACUUGUUUUUUAUAUAUAUAUUAUAAAUAUAUAUAAAGUGGGGCUGGACCGAGAUCUAUUUCAAUCGUCGCAGAUCCACUGACCUGUGCAAUUUAUCCGGGGAACGGGGAUUCAGUCCAUAAAAAAUAUCAUAAAUAAUGUAACUAAAUAUGCUUUAUUAAAUGGGUGUUUAUUAAAA